Messenger RNA from Phycodurus eques (leafy seadragon), 2036 nucleotides. It is a transcript of the gene tmem54b, whose product is annotated as transmembrane protein 54b. Bases 79 to 1035 code for a protein of 318 amino acids. Lineage: Eukaryota; Metazoa; Chordata; Actinopteri; Syngnathiformes; Syngnathidae. The transcript has 5 exons. The record is from RefSeq and is a predicted model, not a curated record.
CGUGGGGAGAGGACAUGCGGCUUUUCUAUUAACGCUUAAAGCUGUGAGUCAGUAUAACCGAAUGGUGACCAGAAGGAGAUGGCCAAAACAGGGGUGUGUUGCGGCAGCCUGGAGGAGCCCACAGCCCUGAUGAAGAUGGGCCUCAGCAUGGUGCUGGUGGGCCACAUCAACUUCCUGUUGGGGGCUCUGGUGCACGGUGUAGUGCUCAGGCACAUCAACCUCCACAAACAGGCCCGUGCCAUGGAGUAUGCCAUCUCCAAUGUGGUGGCUCUUGCGUCUGGACUAGUGGGAAUCGUCGUUGGGAUUCUAGCUAUUGUCCUGUCUAAAAACAAGAAAAGCAGAGGCCUGACAUGGUCCCUCUUCAGUGUGAGCCUGGCGUCGUCGCUCCUGGCGUCGGCGUCGGCUGUCGGCCUCCUGGUGUCCGUGGUGAGGGCCAUCAUCCACGGCGGUCGGAGCCUGCUGACGCACUGUCGCUUCCCCGAUGCCAUCGGCUACUCCAGCAUCACCAACGAGUGUCCUUUCGACCCCACGCGCAUCUAUAGCACCACUCUGAUCCUUUGGGUGCCUCUCAUCGUGACUUGUGUGGUCCAGUUGAUCUUUUCCGCCCGCUGCCUGUCCGUGUGCGUUUCCUUCCUGGGUCUGCCCUGCCGGCCGCACAGGAAGCAGCCCAGAGAGGCCCGAGCGGGGAUCAAAGCGAUAAGGCCGCUGGAGGAACUGGUUGAAUCUCGUGUCAACAACGCAAAGCGGCACAUAGAAACUCCGCCUCCACUUCCCGCCAAGCGCUACACCGAACCCCCGAGAAGCUACAGUGAACCCAGAAGACCGGUGUCACAACCGGUCAGGCAACAGCGGCCCCAUCCUCCCCCGCCAUACCACAGGAGCCUCCCCCCCGCAGAGAGGCGGCCUCUUCGCCAGCAGCCUCGCUGGGAAAGCUCGCCGAGGCCCGACGCCGCACAAGGGAGCCAGCAGCGACCUCCGGAACAGCGCCACCUAUUGGAGAGAGGCGCUCUGGAACGAUCCAGUUUCUGGAUAUAGUCUGAAGGACAAGGACUGCUUUUUAUUUCACACUGCACCUCAACUUCAACUUGCACACAUUGGCCACUUCAUUAGAUACACUUGCACAAUCUUUUGUUUGCCUUUUUGUCAUAGAGAAUAAUUUUCCUAGGAUCCUAGGACCAAGGGCCAUACUUAUUUUUUGAAAACAUUUGGUGCCACAAAUACAAUGACAUCCCCUGAGUUAACACUGUUUGCUAUUGCAUCUGGUUUACAACUGCACUUUGUCAUACUGCCAAAUAUGAUCAAAGAAACUCAACAUAUUAGAACUUCUUUUUUUUUUUCUCUUCCUAAAAUUUCCUCCCCCAUUCAUUAUUGUAAAAUUGACUUUAGUACAGUUUUGUGGGGUGGGGACUCCUUAAGUGUAUUGCGAUAAAAUUGUUUUAUUUCCUUGUAAUAUUUUCAUAUUUUAUGCAGUGCAUUUAUACUUGUCAAACGAAUACCUCCCUGACAGUGUCAAUCAAAAUUGUAUCAAAAACCUUUAAUUUUUUUCAUACAUUUCUCAUUAGCUUUUUAUGCAGCUGUUUCUAAUGUUGUGGACCAUGAGUGUUUCAGUAUUAGGGAUGGGCCUUACAAUAGAUCAGGUUAUCAUGAAGUAUUGAUUGGAUUGUUUGGAAUUGAUGGAUUGUCUUGAAGUAAGUGAGGCAAAAUGAGGUGCAACUAGUGGAGGUGCUGUUGAUUAACUCAACUUGUUUGCUGUCUAAAGAGGUACAUGAAUUAUGGGAAGCUGAGAUGCAUCACAAAUGGUCCUCAUUUAUCAAUAUGUAUCAGUUAAGUAUUUAUAAGUCUAAAUUAAGAUAAAUGGAUAAUUAAUUUCCCCCAAUUAAUUGAUAAAGGAAUUUUUAAACUGUUUUAACUUAAUCGCCAUGUGGUCUUUACACCUGACAAAUACUGUACUAUGUGAGGGUGUGUCUUUACCACCGUGUGUUUUGUGUAAACUACUUUAAGCCAGUAUUUUAUUUAUUACCUUUUCAAAAUAAACA